AUGCACUCGGCUUCCAGUAUGCUGGGAGCGGUGAAGAUGGAAGGGCACGAGCCGUCCGACUGGAGCAGCUACUACGCGGAGCCCGAGGGCUACUCCUCGGUGAGCAACAUGAACGCCGGCCUGGGGAUGAACGGCAUGAACACGUACAUGAGCAUGUCGGCGGCCGCCAUGGGCAGCGGCUCGGGCAACAUGAGCGCCGGCUCCAUGAACAUGUCGUCGUACGUGGGCACGGGCAUGAGCCCGUCCCUGGCCGGCAUGUCCCCCGGGGCGGGCGCCAUGACCGGCAUGGGCGGCUCGGCCGGGGCGGCCGGCGUGGCAGGCAUGGGGCCGCACCUGAGCCCGAGCCUGAGCCCGCUCGGGGGGCAGGCGGCCGGGGCCAUGGGCGGCCUGGCGCCCUACGCGAACAUGAACUCCAUGAGCCCCAUGUACGGGCAGGCGGGCCUGAGCCGCGCUCGCGACCCCAAGACAUACCGGCGCAGCUACACGCACGCCAAGCCGCCCUACUCGUACAUCUCGCUCAUCACCAUGGCCAUCCAGCAGAGCCCCAACAAGAUGCUGACGCUGAGCGAGAUCUACCAGUGGAUCAUGGACCUCUUCCCCUUCUACCGGCAGAACCAGCAGCGCUGGCAGAACUCCAUCCGCCACUCGCUGUCCUUCAACGACUGCUUCCUCAAAGUGCCCCGCUCGCCCGACAAGCCCGGUAAGGGCUCCUUCUGGACCCUGCACCCCGACUCGGGCAACAUGUUCGAGAACGGCUGCUACCUGCGCCGCCAGAAGCGCUUCAAGUGCGAGAAGCAACUGGCCCUGAAGGAGGCCGCGGGCGCCGCGGGCGGCGGCAAGAAGGCGGCCGCCGGGGCCCAGGCCUCGCAAGGUCAGCUCGGGGAGGCCGCCGGACCGGCCUCGGAGACUCCGGCGGGCACCGAGUCGCCCCACUCGAGCGCCUCGCCGUGUCAGGAGCACAAGCGAGGGGGUCUCGGGGAGCUGAAGGGGACGCCGGCCUCGGCACUGAGCCCCCCGGAGCCGGCGCCCUCGCCCGGGCAGCAGCAGCAGGCCGCGGCCCACCUGCUGGGCCCUCCGCAUCAUCCGGGCCUGCCGCCCGAGGCCCACCUGAAGCCGGAGCACCACUACGCCUUCAACCACCCCUUCUCCAUCAACAACCUCAUGUCCUCGGAGCAGCAGCACCACCACAGCCAUCACCACCACCAGCCCCACAAAAUGGACCUCAAGGCUUAUGAACAGGUGAUGCACUACCCCGGCUACGGGUCCCCCAUGCCGGGAAGCCUGGCCAUGGGCCCGGUCACGAACAAAGCGGGCCUGGACACCUCGCCCCUGGCCGCAGACACUUCCUACUACCAGGGGGUGUACUCCAGGCCCAUUAUGAACUCCUCUUAAGAAGACGGCAGUGACCCGGGUUAGCCCGGACCCAGACUGGCAGAGACAGGAAAUGGGGUGGAGACUCUUGAGAUAGGGGUGCUAGAAAGACAGGAGGGAGAAGAACUCAUCACCCCCCCAACCCUCACAGAGGUCUCCCCUCACCCUCUGCAGCCCUUCCCUCCCUCACAUGGGCCACACUGAGGUCUAUCAUCCUAUAUAAGGA
This is a messenger RNA of Hippopotamus amphibius kiboko, 1597 nucleotides long. It is a transcript of the gene FOXA2, whose product is annotated as forkhead box A2. The coding region runs from base 1 to 1392 and encodes 463 amino acids. Gene Ontology annotation, molecular function: DNA-binding transcription factor activity, RNA polymerase II-specific; protein domain specific binding; transcription factor binding. Gene Ontology annotation, biological process: regulation of transcription by RNA polymerase II; cell differentiation; anatomical structure morphogenesis. The transcript is spliced from 2 exons. The record is from RefSeq and is a predicted model, not a curated record. NCBI's taxonomy places the organism in Eukaryota, Metazoa, Chordata, Mammalia, Artiodactyla, Hippopotamidae.